Messenger RNA from Anneissia japonica, 3900 nucleotides. Its product is annotated as adenosine deaminase 2-like. Gene Ontology annotation, molecular function: adenosine deaminase activity. The record is from RefSeq and is a predicted model, not a curated record. The coding region runs from base 101 to 1690 and encodes 529 amino acids. Gene Ontology annotation, biological process: inosine biosynthetic process; adenosine catabolic process. NCBI's taxonomy places the organism in Eukaryota, Metazoa, Echinodermata, Crinoidea, Comatulida, Comatulidae. The transcript is spliced from 8 exons.
UACAAAUAAACUGUGUAUAUACGUAGCCUACUUUACUUAGAGUUCACACGGUACCGAUAGUUAGAACAGACUUUGGCCUGGGGCAGUUACGUCCACCACAAUGUUGCUUGUUGAGAGUAUUACGAUUUUCUUAUUUCUUCGAUUUAUUACCAAUACAGUUUCAGCUUCAAUCAGCCCAUCGCAGUAUGAAGCAAUGAGAAGUCGUUUUCUCAAAGCAGAAGCAGCUAAGAUGACAGGCUGGGAUAUUGAUCUAAAUGACAAAGAAACUAUUGUCAACGCAACUCUUAUGCACUUCAAGGAAAUGGAAUUCCAGUCGUCGAUGAAGUUAAAUAAUUUUCCUCCAUCCAGGUCUUUCAUGACUGCAAAAAAGGACAUCGAAGCUAGUCAAGUAUUUCAAAUUAUCAGAGAAAUGCCAAAAGGUGCUGCUUUGCAUAUUCAUGAGAUGUCAUUGUCCAAUAUAACAUGGGUAGUGAAAAACUUAACCUACCUUCCAGAUUUGUAUUUCUGUAAAAUUAAUAAUACUGCUAAAAAAAUUCCAAAUUCAAUUCAUUUUAAUUUCUCAACCAGUACUCCGCCUCCAAAUUUGGAUUGUACUGAAAACUGGAAGCUUGUUUCCGAAGCUCGCAAAGAAAACCAAGAGGAGUUUGAUGAAAUGCUAAUGCAGACACUAUCAAUGGUAGUGGAUGAUCCAAUUAAAGCGUAUCCCAAUGGCAAUGCCUCCUGGGCAAAAUUCCAGGCUGCAUUGAGCGCUGUUGGAGACCUUCUUUUUACCUCAACAGCGUUUGAUAGCUACUUCAAUCAAGCAUUCACAGAAUUUGAAGACGACAACGUUCAGUACAUGGAGAUCAGAACCCUACUCUCACCGAUAAGACAUAUGGAUGGAAGCGUCAGCAGCCAGUUAGACACCAUGAAGGCGUUUCAAGAUUUCAUCCACCGAUACAAGAUCACUCAUCCAGAUUUUUAUGAUGCAAAAAUAAUCUACACGUCUUUAAGAUUUGUAUCUGAAGACAAGGUUAAGGAUGCUGUUUCAUUAGCAAUGGACCUAAUUAAGAAAUUUCCUGACACUAUGAUUGGCUUUGAUCUGGUUGGUGAAGAAGAUGUUGGCUAUUCUUUGAAUAAAUUCAUCAACCAGCUACUGCUACCAGUCAACCAAAAUGUCAAAUUGCCAUAUUUCUUUCAUGCAGGUGAAACAGAUUGGCAAGGUACAAGCAUUGAUGAAAACCUUAUUGAUGCCAUCCUGUUGAAUACGUCUCGUAUUGGACAUGGAUUCGCUAUUCUGAAACAUCCGGGUGUUCUAGAUGAACUGAAGAAACGAGACAUUGCAAUAGAAGUCAAUCCAAUAUCCAAUCAGGUUCUUAAGCUGGUGGAUGAUCUGCGAAACCACCCUGCAACUUACCUUCUCGCCAAUGAUUUUCCUGUUGUUAUCAGCUCAGAUGAUCCAGUUAUUUGGGGUGCUAAAGGCCUUUCUUACGAUUUCUACGAGGCUUUCAUGGCAUUGGGUGGAGAAAGGGCGGAUCUUAGAACUUUGAAAAAACUUGCACUUAAUUCUAUAAAGUAUUCAGCACUUUCUGACAACCAUAAAAUGGAAUUGACACAACUCUGGCAAAAAAAAUGGGAUAUGUUUUUAGACCAAUUCUUAGAAAAACACAAAAAAUAUACUCAAUUUAAAUCAACCCGUAAUUAUCAUUAGAUAUGAAAAUAGUAUAGAAGCAAUGUUAGACAAGUUAUGACCUCAUAUCAUCUUAACCAUUCGUCAUUUCUGAAUCAUAUUCAGUGGGCAUAAACUUCAGGUCAAGGUUGAAUGUCAUGUACUUUAAUUUUCCGUUCGCGCGUCUUAACAUGUGUGUACGCGUGCAUCAAAAUUUAUAUAUACUUAAAAUUUUGCCUAUUUUUAAUCAGUUAUAGCUCCUUAAGAUGAAAGGUGACCCCCAAUUUUUAUUACAUAUUCUGAAAGCACGAGCUGUAGAUAUGAUUUUAUAUAUCAUUAUGCUGAUUGGAUAUUGUGACGUUGUCAUAUUGCUAUCUGAAUUCAAAAAACCGAAUUUCUAUGAAGGACAAUGCACAUGCAGUGGUUUGUUUUUGAUGACGAUCCAUUUAGACUGCUACCAACAAUCAUAGAAACUUAAUUUUUAUUUGACAUCAUUAUUUUUACACUCAUUUGAUCAAUUGUCUCCCACCUGUGAGUAUGUUAUCGUGAGACAAUUUUCUUUCUGAAGUGUCCCUUCAUUUUUUAAUUUUGAUGAGGUCACCAUGGUCAAAAUGAAUGUUUUUCUGACCCAUCCCCUACCAUUUUAUUUCUAAAAUUUUUCCAGAACCCGAGAGAGAGCGACAGACUUGAUAUUGUCAUGCACUGUUUGAAAAUCCUGGCUAUGGUAGUUUCCCAUAAUUCAUACCUUUUAAGCACAGAGAGAUUUCUUUUGCCUGACAAGCGGAUCACUUAACUCAUCCUUAGUGACGAGUUUAAAUCUAGUUUGGUAAUAAUAAUAAUGAUAAUGUUAUAUUUAUAUAGCGCAUAGUGCAUAUUGCCCCUAUGCGCUUCAUACAGAAAUUAUAUAAUAAUAAUGGUAAUGGUGAAUUGUAUAAAUAACUAGAAACACACUGACGGUGGAGGAGGCCUGUGUUGAGUACAACUAAUUAUGCAUCCACGAUGAGUACUGGUGCUUCACUGUAGCUGUUUCUGGUACCCUGUCGGCCAAACAAGCUUUCAAAUUUCUGUUUGAAAUAGGCUGAAUAGGUAAAAUUUAUUAUUGUUGAAUAUAAAAGUUUAAAGAUUUCAGUGAUUUUAUUAAUGUGAGCAUGUUAAGUGUAUCCUUACCAUCAUCGUAAACAUCAUUUUAUCAUCAUCUUUAUUAUCGCCAAAAUCAUUAUCAGAAUCGUUAUCAUUUUCAUCAUCAUCAUUUUCCAUCGUUGUGCUUGAUAUUUAAAAUGUGUACUGUAUACAAUAGUCACACAGUUUUAUUUUCAAAUAUCAAAAUAUGUUUUUCUCUUUUUUAAUGGCAAUUUAAGGCAAAAAUGCUUGAUUUUGAUGCCAAAGAAGUGUUUAUACCUCUCCUAUCAGCUGAGACUCUCAUUCCAGUUUGAAUCAUGAUUAUUUUAAAGGAAUGAUGUAAGUCAGUAAACAGUAUCUUUAUAUUUAAAUUGGAAAUUUAAAUUUAUGUAUAAAUUGGAUACAUAGAUAUUGUUUGUUUGAAAACCCUUGAAAAAAAAUCAUUGAAUUUCAUAUGUCAGGGAAAUACUUACAGGUUGUAUGUACAGUACAUCAAUACAAAUUCCAUGAAAAUGUUAAUAUAUUAUAGCAGUAAUUUUGGUAUGCAUUAUAUAUUUUUGUGCACAUUUUUUGAUAGAUAUUCGUCUUCCUAAUCAUGUUUUAGAAACUUUUAAAUUUGUUGUUCCAAGUGUGCAAUACAAUACUAAGGAAUGUUUAUAAUUUUUGAAACAAAGAAUAUAAUUGUUUGCUAUGAAGACCUACUGGUAGCCAUACCAGUAUUGAUGUUAGGUUUCCAGCUUAGGUGUUGCUAGGUUACCACUUUUGAAACCUUCAUAUGCCUUCCAUUUUUACUUCCUGUACAUGCUUUUGUAAUAGCUGUACAUUUAAAAAAAAAAAUUAAAAUUGGAUCAUCCAAGCCCUUAGUUUGUGUGCAGUUAAUCCCAAAUUGGUGAUUGGGCUAAAAGACAGUUUUAAUUUAUUAAUGCAAUAAUAAGUUAACCAAUGCAGAACGAUAAUGGUAUAAUUCCAUCGGCAUCAUUUAUGUUUAGUAUACAUGUAAUUUCAUUAUUAAAGAUGAACAUUUUAUCGUACUAAUUCAGGCAGAAAAUUAGAAAAUAUAUAUUUUAACAAAGAUGUAAUAUUUUCAAAGCUUUAUCACAAUAAAAAGAAAUAUCAAAAGGAAAAAAUGUAAA